Molecule: messenger RNA, 674 nt
Organism: Branchiostoma belcheri (Belcher's lancelet)
Lineage: Eukaryota; Metazoa; Chordata; Leptocardii; Amphioxiformes; Branchiostomatidae
Exons: 2
Coding region: 22-324 (100 amino acids)
Source: RefSeq, a predicted model, not a curated record
GUCAGUGACAUCAAAGACGUAAUGCUGAACACACCAAAGGAGCAACUGAAGGCUACAUAUAAGAAGUAUUUGGCACAGGUUCCAGAACCACUGUGCAGCCAGUUUCCAGAGCGGCGGUCUAGAGACGAUGCCAUCAAGCGACACGAAGAGAGGAGUCAACUGAACACGCAGCUUUACCCAACGGAGCAAGAACAGAGCAACUUACAGACCCAACUAGAGGCAAGUAGCUCAACAGUGAACGUGAGGAAAACAAGAACCUGCAAGAAAUGCCAACAGCCGAUGAAAGGCCAUCCUCGAGGGGCUUGUCCCAGUACGAGUAACUAGGAGAAGUGGGUCAUCUUUGGAUGCCAGUGGUUGAGCGUCGAGUGGAAGCCCUCCAGACAGCUGGUUUGAGGUUCGGAAGAAAGCUUCUUGAUGUCAGCAAUUCUGUCCUUCUUUAGCAGAACAGCACACUGUGCAGUUCAGCUCUCAUGUUGGUAGCACUUGUCCACCUUAUAGGUUUGGUGCUGAAUCAUAGUGAAUGAGACCGUUUUUUUUACAACUUUCUAGUUGAAACAUUCUAUAUGGUAGCACUUGUCCACCUUAUAGGUUUGGUGCUGAAUAACACUGUUUUUUUUAUAACUUUAUAGCUGAAGCAUUCUAUUUCUAGUGUAAGUAGUAAGUGUAAGCACGAG